Messenger RNA from Candidula unifasciata, 240 nucleotides. NCBI's taxonomy places the organism in Eukaryota, Metazoa, Mollusca, Gastropoda, Stylommatophora, Geomitridae. The record is from the annotation of a GenBank genome assembly.
GUCUGUUACACCUGGCCACAUGUCAGACGGCAACAUCAGUGGCUGCUCCAGUCGAGUACCCCGUCAAAGCUGACGUCACUGCCACUGUCAUGGCGAUGCUUCAAGGAUACGGAUACUCUGGCAAGCCCACCGACCCCAACAUCCAGGAGAUGGUGGCCAUGUUGAUGAACGGGACCGUCCCCACGGAGGUGGACCUGAUGCGACUGGGAGUCAUCCCACGAGCCACCCAACCGUCGACAA